CGUCGGUAAUUUUUUGGAUUGGUGGGAAGUUUACGUACCGUUAUCACGCAGUCGAGACCCAGUUAUUAGAGGAAUAACAUAAAAUUUACACUCUUCUCUCCAUUCACAAAAACUUUUACACCAUUCGCCGAUGAUCCGUUGUACCACUUAAAUAUGUACGUCUUCUGGUGUAAAAUAUAAUUUUUUUAAUAUGUUUUAUGUAUAUUAAUACUAUAGAUUAUUAAAAGGAUACACUAUAAAUAUGACAAAGGUAAUUUUAUACGUAAUAUUAUUAUUCCUUUCUGUGGUCGUUAAUCAUCAGCAAUUUGCAAAUGCCGGCAGAAAUGAGAAAAAGAUCGUUUGUUAUUACACUAAUUGGUCACAAUACAGACCAAAAAUUGGACAGUUUUUUCCAGAGGAUAUCGAUCCUCAUUUAUGUACCCAUUUACUUUUUGCAUUCGGAUGGAUGAAGAAACAUAAAGUAUCGGCUUUUGAUCCCGCCGACAUCACUAAAAAUGGAAAGAAGGGAAUGUACGAUAGGUUAACAGAAUUAAGAGAGAAAAAUCCACGUAUGAAAGUAUUACUCGCUGUCGGGGGAUGGUCGUUCGGAACGGAAAAGUUUAAAGACAUGGCAAAGAGUCAAUAUAACAGGCAACUUUUUAUAUUUAGUGCCUUAGAUUUUCUACGAGAACAUAAUUUCGACGGUUUAGAUCUAGAUUGGGAGUUUCCUAGAGGACCCGACGACAAAAAGAAUUUUGUAUCCUUAUUAAAGGAAUUAAGAGAAGCAUUCGAAGAAGAAGCUAGAGAAACGAAACAACCGAAAUUAUUACUAACUGCUGCUGUAUCUGCAGGUGCAGAGGUUGUCAGAACAGGAUACGAUAUCCCAGCUAUUGGAGCGUAUGUAGAUUUUGUCAAUGUUAUGUCGUACGAUUUCCAUGGAAAAUGGGAGAGCCAAACUGGACAUAACAGUCCUUUGUAUGCUAGCAAGAAUGAAACAACUUGGAGGAAACAACUUUGUUUGGAUUUUGGUGUAAAAAUGUGGGAAAGAUUGGGAACACCCAAAGAAAAGAUCGUGGUCGGAAUGCCCACUUAUGGUAGAAGCUUUACCUUAUCUAAUCCUAAACAACAUGGCUUCAAUGCUCCUGCAAUUGGAGGAGGAACAGCUGGAGAAUAUACGAGAGAAGAAGGUUUCCUCAGUUAUUACGAAAUAUGUGAUAUGUUGAAAAAAGGAGCAACAUACGUCUGGGACGACGAACAGAAGGUACCAUACUUACACACUGGAGAUCAGUGGGUUGGAUUCGAUGACGAGAAGAGUAUUCGAUUGAAGGCCAGGUGGGUGGUAGAAAAUAACUAUGCUGGAGCAAUGGUCUGGACAGUAGACAUGGAUGAUUUUAGAGGUAUCUGUAAUGGCAAGAGUUAUCCUUUAAUAUCUGCUAUUAAGGAAGAACUCUUAGGAAAAUCUAGUAGGUCCGUGUCCAAGAGUUCUCGUGUAUUUCCUACGAGAAGCCAAAAAUUUCCUAUAAGAAGAGUCACUGUUAAUUUAAAACCUACUACCGAGGCACCUGAAGUAGUGGAAGUACCAGAACCUGAAACGAAUGCUCGAGUGGUUUGUUAUUACACGAAUUGGUCGACAAAAAGACCAAAGAAAGGAAAAUUCUCACCAGAAGACAUCGAGCCUUUUCUUUGUACACAUAUUGUUUACGCAUUUGCCGGAAUUCAAGAUAACAAAAUAUCACCAACAGAAGAAGAAGACGUCUCGGAUGGUUAUAGUCGUGUAAUAGAUCUGAAGAAAAAAAAUCCCUCUUUGAAAGUACUUUUGGGAAUUGGUGGAUGGAUGGUUGGAUCGGCUCCAUUUAAAAACCUGACCGAAACGGGUUACAGGAAGAUGUCAUUUAUCUUCAAUGCAAUGGAGUUUUUAAGAGAACACGGUUUCGACGGUUUAGAUGUCAAUUGGGAAUUUCCACGUGGAGCGGAGGAUAAAGAAAAAUAUUCAUCUUUUAUUAAAGAUCUUCGAUUAGCUUUCGAGGGGGAAUCAAAAACUUCAGACAAACCAAGAUUACUUCUUUCGGCUGCUGUUCCUGCCAGUUUCGAAGCAAUUGCUGCGGGUUAUGAUGUAACAGUUAUAAAUGAAUACGUGGAUAUGUUGAAUGUAUUAACAUACGAUUUUCAUGGAGACUGGGAACGACAAGUAGGACAUAACAGCCCUCUAUUUUCUCUAGAAAGUUCCAGCGAUUAUCAAAAAAAACUUACAGUGGAUUUUAGUGCUAGCGAAUGGAUAAAGAAGGGUGCAUCGAAAGAAAAAUUAGUUAUAGGUAUGCCGACAUACGGACGUACUUUUACGUUGACUAAUCUCACUCUCACCGACAUCGGUGCUCCUGCCAAAGAUGGUGGCAAACCGGGAAAAUAUACUAGAGAAUCCGGUUUUCUAGCAUUCUACGAAAUAUGCGACUUGUUAAAAUCUGGUGCCACUUUGGUAUGGGAUAACGAACAAAUGGUACCAUACGCUUACAAAGGUGAUCAAUGGGUUGGAUUUGACGAUCAAAGAAGUUUUAAAUCAAAGGUAAAAUGGUUAAAAGAACAGGGAUAUAGUGGAGUCAUGAUUUGGUCCGUAGAUUUGGAUGACUUCAGAGGAUCUUGUACGGGGGAGAAGUUUCCAUUAAUCAAAACAAUUAAGGAAGAGUUGAAAGGUUAUACAGUUGCCAAUUUACAAGCUCAAAGUAGCAAUGUUCACAAGACUUACGGUCAAGCUGUGGAAGAAGUGAAAGCAGUAAAUUGCAACGAAGAAGAUGGACAUAUUAGUUAUCACUCGGAUAAGAAAGAUUGCACAAAAUAUUACAUGUGCGAAGGUAGAAGAAGGCACCACAUGCCGUGUCCACAUAAUUUGGUGUUUAACGAAGACGAAAGCGUUUGCGAUUGGCCAGAAAAUGUACCGGGUUGUUACAUCACCGGAUAAAAACCCACCUAAUAAAAUACAGUAUAAGUAAUGUUAUCAACAACGUAAAAUACAUGUAAAAUAGUAACGCAGACAUUAAUUAAAGUGUCGCACUUUUAACCAAGUAGAAUUUAUUCGGAUGUAUAUUUAUAAAUUUGUUCGUUUAGGCACUCUGUGCCAUAUAUAUAUAUUUUUUUUAAACGGAAUUAAAUUCGCCUAAACGUGAUUACUUACUGAUAUUUAUGGACUUAUAUACAAUAUAAGUCCAUAAUUUUUUUUUACAUAUU
This is a messenger RNA of Centruroides sculpturatus (bark scorpion), 3198 nucleotides long. Its product is annotated as probable chitinase 10. Gene Ontology annotation, cellular component: extracellular region. The record is from RefSeq and is a predicted model, not a curated record. Lineage: Eukaryota; Metazoa; Arthropoda; Arachnida; Scorpiones; Buthidae. Gene Ontology annotation, biological process: carbohydrate metabolic process; chitin catabolic process. Bases 242 to 2932 code for a protein of 896 amino acids. The transcript is spliced from 17 exons. Gene Ontology annotation, molecular function: hydrolase activity, hydrolyzing O-glycosyl compounds; chitin binding.